Eptesicus fuscus (big brown bat) is the source of this 3814-nucleotide messenger RNA. RefSeq names its product TELO2 interacting protein 1 (gene TTI1). The transcript is spliced from 7 exons. Gene Ontology annotation, biological process: chromatin remodeling. The coding region runs from base 26 to 3298 and encodes 1090 amino acids. The record is from RefSeq and is a predicted model, not a curated record. Gene Ontology annotation, cellular component: cytoplasm. NCBI's taxonomy places the organism in Eukaryota, Metazoa, Chordata, Mammalia, Chiroptera, Vespertilionidae.
UUUCCUCUGUGAGAGAAAGUGCACCAUGGCAGUUUUUGACACUCCUGAGGAGGCCUUUGGCAUCUUACGUCCCAUCUGCGUUCAGCUGACAAAGACCCAGACAGUGGAGAACGUGGAGCAGCUGCAGGCACAGUUACGGACUGUGAGUGACUCGGCCCUCCAGGAGCUUCAGCAGUACAUCCUCUUCCCUCUGCGGUUUACCCUGAAGACCCCAGGUCCCAAAAGGGAGCGCUUGAUCCAAAGCGUGGUGGAGUGCCUCACAUUUGUCCUCUCCUCAACAUGUGUGAAGGAGCAGGAGCUUCUCCAGGAACUCUUUUCAGAGCUCUCCACUUGUCUCUAUUCCCCCAGCUCCCAAAAACCCGCCGCUGUGUCAGAGGAGUUGAAAUUGGCUGUAAUCCAGGGCCUCAGCACAUUAAUGCACUCGGCCUAUGGGGACAUCAUUCUGACUUUUUAUGAGCCCUCCAUUCUGCCUCGUUUAGGAUUUGCUGUAUCUUUGCUGUUAGGCCUAGCAGAACAGGAGAAGUCAAAGCAAAUUAAAAUCGCUGCCUUAAAGUGUUUACAGGUUCUCCUCUUGCAGUGUGAUUGUGAUGACCAUCCGAGGUCCUUGGAUGAGCAUGAGCAAAAGCAGCUGGGGGACUUGUUUGCUUCCUUUUUACCUGGAAUCUCAACGGCACUGACCAGGGUUAUCACAGGAGACUUUAAACAAGGGCACAGCAUUGUCGUAUCUUCCCUAAAGAUCUUUUACACGACAGUGGGCUUCAUCAUGGCUGACGAACAGCUCAGAAGAAUCUCAGAGGUCCAAGCAGGGCCGAUGGUGGAGCACAGAGUAGCACAGCUGAUGGUUCACAGGGAAGCCGAGUGGAUAAAAAAUACUGGCGACAAGUUGACUAUCCUUAUUAAGAAGAUCAUUGAGUGUGCUUCAGUUCACCCACACUGGAAGGUGAGGCUGGAGCUGAUAGAACUUGUUGAGGCCCUUCUUUGGAAGUGUAGUCAGUCACUGGUCGAAUCGGCUGGACCCCUUCUGAAGGCUUUGGUGGGUCUGUUAAAUGAUGAGAGUCCUGAAGUCCAAGCCCGGUGCAAUAAAGUUCUGAGACAUUUUGCAGAUCAGAAAGUAGUGGUGGGCAGCAGAGCCUUUGCUGACAUCUUGUCAGAAAACCUCCAUUCCCUCGCCAUCUCUCUUCCCCGCCUAAUGAACUCCCAAGAUGAUCAGGGCAAAUUCUCUACUCUUUCCUUAUUACUCGGUUAUCUGAAACUCUUGGGCCCCAAAGUGAACUUUGUCCUCAACUCUGUGGCCCACCUCCAGCGCCUUGCCAAAGCGCUUAUCCAAGUUCUAGAAUUAGACGUGGCUGACAUCAAAAUUGUUGAAGAGCGGCGUUGGAAUUCUGAUCAUCUGAGUGCUUCUCCAAAGACAGCCACAUGGCCGUGGAGUCAAAUUCAGAGGAGAUACUUCCGCUUCUUUACUGAUGAGAGGAUUUUCCUGCUCUUGCAGCAGGUCUGUCAGCUUCUUGGUUUUUAUGGGAACCUCCAUUUGCUUGUGGAUCACUUUAUGGACCUGUACCAUGAAUCCGUGGUUUACCGAAAGCAAGCUGCCAUGAUCCUUAAUGAACUGGUUGCAGGGGCUGCUGGGCUGGAAGUGGAAAAUCUUCAUGAAAACCAUAUUAAAACAAGCCCAGAGGAACUGAGAGAGAUCGUGACAUCUCUACUUGAAGAAUACACGAGCCAAGAAAACUGGUAUUUGGCCACUUGUAUUGAAGCUGAAGAAAUGGGAGAGGAGCUAACUAUGAAGCAGUCAGGCCUCCAGGCCAUCACAUCUGGUCCACACACCUGCCAAGUUACAUCUUUUCCAGCCUUCUCAAAGCCAAGUCCCACUAUCUGCUCCAUGAACAGCAACAUCUGGCAAAUAUGCAUCCAGUUGGAAGGGAUCGGCCACUUUGCAUAUGCACUAGGAACAGACUUCCGUUUGCUCUUGAUGUCAGCCCUCUAUCCAGUCCUGGAGAAGGCUGGAGACCAAACUCUGCUCAUUAGCCAGGCAGCUACCAGUGCCAUGAUGGACAUUUGCCAUGCUUGUGGCUACGACUCCCUACAGCAACUGAUCAACCAAAAUUCAGACUAUUUGGUGAAUGGGAUCUCUUUAAAUCUGCGUCAUCUAUCUCUGCACCCCCAUACCCCAAAGGUCUUGGAAGUCAUGCUGAGGAACUCUGAUGCUAGCCUGCUUCCUUUGGUGGCAGAUGUGGUUCAAGAUGUCUUGGCCACCCUGGACCAAUUUUACGAUAAGAGGGCCACUUCCUUUGUCAGUGUUCUACACGCCCUGCUGGCAGCAUUAGCCCAGUGGUUCCCAGACACAAGUGAUCUUGGGCAACUCCAAGAGCAAAGUACAGGGGAGGAGGGAAGUCAUUUGAGCCAAAGAUCAACAACUCUUCAGGACAGACUUGAGAACAUCACCACAGCCGAAGACAUUGAACAGUUUUUGCUGAACUACCUCAAGGAAAAGGAUGUGGCAGAUGGAAAUGUCUCAGAGUUCGAUGAGGAAGAGGAGCAGUCAGACCCUCCCAAGGUGGAGGAGAAUGACUCCGGUCCCCAUGUGGAGCCCCCACUGCCAUUGCAGAUCCAAAUAGCCACCGACGUGAUGGAGCGCUGCAUCCACUUGUUGUCAGAUAAAAACCUGAAAAUCCGCUUGAAGGUCCUGGAUGUGCUGGAUCUGUGUGUGGUCGUUCUGCAGUCCCACCAGAACCAGCUCCUCCCUUUGGCUCACCGGGCCUGGCCCCCGCUCGUACGCCGACUCACAAACGAUGACCCCCUGGCAGUGCUCAGAGCCUUCAAGGUUUUGCGUACCCUCGGAGGCAAGUGUGGUGAUUUUCUCCGGAGCCGGUUCUGCAAAGAUGUCCUGCCAAAGCUGGCUGGCUCCUUGGUCGCCCAGGCUCCCGUCAGUGCCCGGGCUGGACCGGUUUACUCCCACACGCUGGCCUUCAAGUUGCAGCUGGCCGUCCUGCAGGGCCUGGGCCCUCUCUGCGAGAGACUGGACCUAGGUGAGGGUGACCUGAAUAAAGUGGCUGAUGCCUGCCUGAUUUACCUCAGCGCCAAACAGCCCGUGAAAUUACAAGAGGCUGCCAGGAGGGUUUUCUUCCACUUGAUGAAGGUCGACCCGGACUGCACCUGGUUCCUCCUGAACGAACUCUACUGCCCUGAGCAGCUCAUACCCCCCCAUCCUGCCCUCCACCCUGUGCAGCUGCGGGGGGCCACGGGGCAGCAGAACCCCUACACGGCCAACGUGCUCCUCCUGCUGCGGGAGCUGCAGUGAGCGCCCCCCUCCUGCGAUGGGGUGACCCCACCCUGGCCACAGGCCAUGGCAACAGCAGAGAAGACAGCAAGGUGGAUUAGACAGGCAAUCGAUUUCUAAAUUGAUCGAUCACACAACUGCUUAGAAAUUGGAUUGAACGAAAGUAGCUGACUGUUAUUUAUAUUUCAUACCUGCUGUUUUCAGAUGACAUUGUCUGGCAGCUCUUAAGGGCUUAACUCCUUAGCUUACUCUGUCCAAGGCCCCAGCUGCCUCACAGUCCACCCCCCACACACAGACUCACACCGGCGAGCUGACAGACACGUGGGCAGGGGCCUGGACUGCGUGCCGCAUUGUGUGUCCUCUGAGUGUCCGAGGACCACGAGGCGGCAGCACUCACCAGGAGUCUUCAGAACACAGCCCAGUGUCACAGACACGCACACCCCUCACCUCGAAUAAUGAGAUGGAACUGACUCGUUGCACCUAACCUGUUCUUUGGAAGAAAAUGAAAUAAAGACACUCGUUGGAUGAAAAGGAUGA